UGCUUUAGUGUGGUGUGGUCACCUGCGGACCCCGUUCUCUUGGAUACGGGAGUUUUAGGAGAAAUCAUCGAUGCCCGUGAAGGUUUAUGCCGAGGAAAUGGAGGGUGAAAGUAUGAAGAAGAAGAAACUGUCUGAAACUCCUCUACCCAAGAUAAAAAAGAGAAAAAUGAAGAAUGGGGACACAGAAGAUCUUGAUUUGGAACAUAUGGCUGAAUCCAUAAAUGGAGAGAUCAACAACAAUAAUCCGACUCCCAAGUUGAAGAAAAAGAAGAAGCCUGCACCAAUAACAGAUCUCUCUGAAACCGCAGAAGAAUGUGACGGAGAGCAGCCAGAUCCAAGCACUCCCACACCAAAGAAAGUCAAGAAGAAAAAAAUAAAAGUGAGCAAGGAAGAUUCAGACUCACAGGAAGAAGCAGAACAAUCUGAACCACAAACGAAUGGCGUGAAGAGCGUUAAAAAAUCUAAAAAGAUCAUAACAAGUGAUGAUAAUGAACCAACUCCUAAGAAAAGAAAAACUGAUACAACGGAGAUCACUACAGCCAAGGAGUGUGAAGAAAAGGUGUUAACCAAAGAGGAACAGGAAAUAAAUCAAGAAAAAAUAGACGGUGACUUCUCUAAAUUUCCACUUUCCAAGGAGACCAUUAAGAAUUUACAAGCUAAAGGAGUGAGCUAUCUGUUCCCAAUUCAGUCAAAAACAUUCCACACUGCUUACAGUGGCAAAGAUGUUGUGGUCCAGGCCCGUACAGGCACAGGGAAAACAUUCUCGUUUGCUAUUCCUUUAGUGGAGAAGCUAAAUGAAGACCAACAGCCAUUGGCUAGAGGACGUGCACCUAGGGUGAUAAUCCUUACUCCAACCAGAGAGUUAGCUAUUCAAAUCACAAAUGAAAUCCGCAGCAUCACUAAAAAGCUGAAGGUCUCGUGUUUUUACGGAGGAACUCCAUAUCAACAACAAGUUUUUGCCAUUAAAGAUGGAAUUGACUUCUUAGUCGGGACACCUGGCCGUGUGAGAGAUCUUGUCCAAAAUUACCGCUUGGACCUUACAACUUUAAAGCACGUGGUACUAGACGAAGUUGACAUGAUGUUCGAUAUGGGCUUCUCCGAACAAGUUGAGGAAAUAUUAUCGGUUCGCUACAAAGCUGAUCCUGAAGAAAAUCCCCAGACUCUCUUGUUCUCUGCAACAUGCCCAGACUGGAUGUACAAUAUGGCUAAAAAAUAUAUGAGAAAACAAUUUGAAAAAAUUGACUUGAUCGGGCAUAGAAGUCAGAAGGCUGCCACCACUGUUGAGCAUUUGGCCAUCGAGUGCACCAGAUCCCAGAAGGCAGCAGUCCUUGGAGAUUUAGUUCAGGUGUACAGUGGAAGUCAUGGAAAAACCAUCAUCUUUUGUGAUUCAAAAUUAGAAGCUCACACAUUAGCCACAAGCUGUGGCUCAUUAAAACAGUCUGCCAAAUCAUUACAUGGAGACCUCCAACAGAAGGAAAGGGAAGUCGUCUUGAAGGGUUUCAGGCAGGGAACAUUUGAAGUUCUUAUUGCCACCAAUGUUGCAGCUCGUGGACUAGAUAUCCCAGAAGUUGACCUUGUAGUAUUGUACUCUGCACCAAAGGAAGCAGAUGCUUAUGUUCAUCGCUCAGGACGUACAGGAAGAGCCGGACGCACAGGCGUCUGUAUAUCCCUUUAUGAACCAUGGGAAAGGCAUUAUCUCAGGAAUGUGGAGAGGAGCACGGGAAUCACAUUCAAACGUGUUGGAGUACCUUCCUUAUUGAAUGUUGCCAAAUCAUCCAGUGCUGAUGCAAUAAAGUCCUUGGAUACAGUUCCAGCUGAUGUAAUUGAACAUUUUAAAGAAUAUGCCCAGGAACUGAUUGAACAGAAGGGUGCAUUAACUGCCAUAGCUGCUGCUUUAGCUCACAUUUCUGGGGCGACGUCCAUUAAACAGCGCUCUUUGCUCAACAUGGAAGCGGGUUACGAGACUAUAACAUUGAAGAGUUCAGUACCUAUUCACAGCUUAAGCUAUGCUUGGCAAUCCAUUAAAGAACAACUGGGUGAUGAUGUUGAUUCCAAAAUCCAUAGAAUGUGUCUACUCAAGGACUCCAUGGGGGUGUGUUUUGAUGUUCGUUCAGAAAACCUGGAAUCAAUGCAGGAGCGCUGGACAGAUACAAAACAGUGGCAGUUUACAGUUGCAACUGAACUACCCGCAAUUCAAGAAUCUGAGAGAAACUUUGAUGGACCAAGGAAUAGAGGUUUUGGCGGAAGAGGGAGGAGACCUUUUGACAGAAGAAAUAAUUCCAGAAAUUCAAACCGAGGAGGCGGAGGAAGAGGCAGGAAUAGAAAUGGGGGGUUUAGAAGGGGCCGUUAGUGACUCCGAACAUGCCAAUUCAGAUUAACUUUUUCAAUACUUCCUAAAGUAACUGAAGACAUAUUUUUAUGCAAUAUACAAAUUAAAAGCUGUU
Molecule: messenger RNA, 2444 nt
Organism: Xenopus laevis (African clawed frog)
Lineage: Eukaryota; Metazoa; Chordata; Amphibia; Anura; Pipidae
Gene: ddx21.S
Product: DEAD-box helicase 21 S homeolog
Biological process (GO): rRNA processing
Cellular component (GO): nucleoplasm; cytosol; nucleolus
Molecular function (GO): RNA binding; ATP hydrolysis activity; helicase activity
Source: RefSeq, marked provisional